This is a messenger RNA of Moneuplotes crassus, 1600 nucleotides long. The record is from the annotation of a GenBank genome assembly. Lineage: Eukaryota; Ciliophora; Spirotrichea; Euplotida; Euplotidae.
AUGGGUGUGUGUAACAGUUGUUUGAAGCAAGAUCCACAGAGUCUCAGCAUCGAAAAGAAAGCUAAAAAUAAAAAUACAUCUCAAGCAGUUAACUCCAGAAUGUCUGAACGUAUUCAGAAAAAUAUUUCUCCGUCUAACAGAAGCAAAGAGAGUUUUAGGCAACCUAAUUCUCUUUACUCAAGCAAGAGUUCGAUUUCUUCAAGUCUCAUAGAGAACAACUCUCCAAUUUCUUUCUAUCAUCUUCCGUCAUUAUUCAAUGUUGAAGAGUUUGACCUCACCAGUUGCACUGAAGAGGAGCUCAUCACAAAAUCAGAUUGGCUUUACAAAGAAAUUAAAGAAGUCAAGACCUAUAUAUCGCAUCUUGAAACAAGACUAGGCUCACUGGAUCCUGAAGAAAAUGCGCAAACAGAAAAGGUUAUCAUCCAUAUCGGCAACUGUACUAUUAUUGAUUUACAAGUCGGCAAGAAGUAUCAGGUAAGCAUCCAGCAGAAGCUGGAUAGCUUACUGAAAAGCAAUUUUGAAGAAUCGUCAAUCACCCAACAAUAUUUUGAGAAUCUUUCCACAGUGAAGAUAAAUCAAGAGAGUUUUUCUGCAGAAUAUCAAAAAUUACAGCUUGAGAAGAGUCAAACGGAGCAUAAGGAAGUGGACCCAGGGAGGCUUUUCUGCUCUAACCAACUGCCAGUUGUGAAGGCUCUUGGGAAGGAAUAUUCAAGCCAUAAAAGGAUCAGUAUGGUGAACAAAAAGGAUUUCCUUGCUUCAGCAGUUGUAACAAAAACUCAGAAAAUGAAUGGUAAGGGAUCGUUAAAUCAUGAAGACUCCCUCCUCGAAAGUACUUCGCUUGAAAAGGAAGUGUUCUACUGAGAAUCUUCCAGGGUAAUCACAGCUAAAUCCAACACCCAGUGACAUUGGGGUGAGAUGCACUGUCUCUUCUUCAACAAAGAUGUUGAAUCCUUGAAAAAGAAGUUCAAUAUUUGUUUCUUAGAAAGAUUGCAGGAUAGAGCAACUUCCCAUUGUAAGGACAGGACAUUAUUCGUGUCUCAAUUUGAUGAAGGAAAAAUAUAUGAGAAUGAAUUAUCAUUUAAGAGUCAGGAAAAUGAUACUGAGGUAGCUACUCUCAGUAUCAAAAUUCAGUAUAUUAAAGAUGAAGAGCAACUCAUUCAUAGUAUCCUUGAUCUCUGUGAGAACAAGAGGAAGCUUCUAAGUAUGUUACUCAAAAACUGAGUUGAGAGGCUUAAGGUCUCUGGACAAGGAUCUUCCCCAGAGAACCAGAAUCCUCAAGAAGAAGCAUUUCUAAUUAACACUGAGCUCAAAGAAAGUCUAUUAAAUAGGAUUAAGCACCAAUCAAUUCUGAGCUGGGAGACUUCCAACAAAAAUUCAUCUAUUGCAGAUAUUUCUCAGGAACGAAGUGAGUCAAAAGGGAUCUCAAUUGUUGAGAAUAUUGAAAAGAUGCACUCUUUCUCUUUUGCUGAGGAUUACGAGGCAAAUCAUCAUAAAAUAUCUGAUAACGAAGACGAUGAGUUUUUCAAAAUGUUCAGCCCUAAAAAUACUGACAAAAAUCAAGCGGUUAAAAUAUCAAAUGAAUAAAAUAUCUCUUUCAAUC